AUGGCGUUGAUGUUGGUCAAGUUUGACCUGAAGAAGCGGGUGAAGCUCGCCCAGACGGUCUGGUUCAUGUACUGGUUCGCCGUAAUGGCCAGCGUGCUGGUCUUCAGCAUGGGCCUGUUCUUCAAGAUCGAGCUGCGGAAGCGCUCAGAACUCAUGGACAACAACGAGAGCCACUUCCUGCCCAACCUGCUCAUAUUCAUGGGUCUGGUGGCCUGCGGCAUCAACGCCUUUGGAGGCAAAGUCUGCUACGACUCACUGGACCCGAACAAGUUUGUGAAGUGGAAGCCCAUGUUGAAGGUCUUCUUGAUGUUCUGCGUGGGGUUCAACGCCCUGCUGCUGUUGACGGCUCUGCUGUGUUUCCUGAUGAGGAUCCCCCUGCAGUUCACCCUGGCCGAGGGGCUGAAGAGCGGCAUGAGGUACUACAAGGACACGGACACGCCGGGACGCUGCUACAUGAAGAGGACCCUGGACCUGAUGCAGAUAGAGUUUCGUUGCUGCGGAAACGACAACUUCAGGGAUUGGUUUGAAAUCCAGUGGGUUAGCAACCGCUACCUGGACUUCAGCGCAAAGGAAGUGAAAGACCGCAUUGGGAGCAACGUGGACGGCCAGUACCUGAUGGACGGAGUCCCCUUCAGCUGCUGUAACCCCAGCUCCCCCAGACCCUGCAUCCAGCUCCAGAUGACCAACAACACGGCCCACUACAGCUACGACCACUACACGGAGGAGCUCAACGUGUGGAAGCGAGGCUGCCGCGACGCCAUGCUGUCCUACUACGGAGGCAUGAUGAACACCAUCGGGGUCCUGGUGGUGCUGGUCACUAUGCUGGAGGUGGGGGUGACCAUCGGCCUGCAGUACAUCGACACCUCCCUGUCCACGCUGGCUAACCCCGAGGACCCGGAGAGCGAGAGCGAGGGCUGGAUCCUGGAGAAGACCGUGAAGGAGACAUUCACCGACAUCAUGGACAAAAUGAAGUCCAUGGGCAAAGGCAGCAAGGUGGAUGAGGGGGUUGAGGCAGCCGUCGCCACGGUGAGCUGA
This is a messenger RNA of Anoplopoma fimbria (sablefish), 1035 nucleotides long. It is a transcript of the gene prph2a, whose product is annotated as peripherin 2a (retinal degeneration, slow). Gene Ontology annotation, biological process: visual perception. The coding region runs from base 1 to 1035 and encodes 344 amino acids. Lineage: Eukaryota; Metazoa; Chordata; Actinopteri; Perciformes; Anoplopomatidae. Gene Ontology annotation, cellular component: membrane. The record is from RefSeq and is a predicted model, not a curated record. The transcript is spliced from 3 exons.